Molecule: messenger RNA, 1107 nt
Organism: Xylaria bambusicola
Lineage: Eukaryota; Fungi; Ascomycota; Sordariomycetes; Xylariales; Xylariaceae
Exons: 4
Coding region: 1-1107 (368 amino acids)
Source: RefSeq, a predicted model, not a curated record
AUGGCCGCCCUCCUGAAUUUCUGGAACUCGCCCACCAAGCAGUCUUCCAAGAGAUCCUCCGUCAAUGGCACUCCCGCGGACGCGAGAGGCACCAAGCGCAAAGCGAAACCCGAUCCCUACGACGCCAUGGAUGACGAUGAUGACGAUAUCAUCCCGGCCCGAAAGACGCCCACCUCACAGCGCACCGCGCGGUCGCGUCUCUCAUCCGCGACUCCCGGUUCAAGCUCAAGAUCUCGUCCCUCACUCCCCAGCAGUGGCAAGCGACCCCGUGGCCGGCCAUCGCUGAAGUCACAACAGGCCGCCGCUACCGUUGUCGUCGACACAGUGACAGCAUCAAAAACUAUUGUAGAACCAGACUCCACUCACGCCAAAGCCUCUCAAGUUGCCCCUGCGCAGCCAGACUCCCUCGUACCCGAGGCCCCCAUGGGCGGUUUAGAACUUCUUGGCAAUCACGUCUCUAGCGCAUUGCCAUCUUCAGCGCCAAAGUCGCAACCUGAAACAGCGAAAGAAUCUGCCGCCCAGGAGAAAGGGAAAGCAAAAUCAACUGAGACGCGACAACAGCCAUCCCGAAAGUCGCAAGCUGAGAGGAAACAACAGGAAAGGGUUGUAGAACAAGAACAAGAACAAGAUGAUAAUGAAGAUAGACGCGAGGAGCACGAGAUCCACAGACUUAUCAAACAUAGAAUGGUGGCCGAUCGCAGCGGUACCGUCGAACUACUAGUCCAUUGGGAGGGUGAAGGCGAGCAAGACGCGACGUGGGAAACCGAAGAAGAGAUCCAGCAAGGCGCCGAAGAGACACUAUACGAGUACUGGCGCUCUCAAGGCGGGCGCAUCAGCGCGCUCUUUCACAAGCCCAAAAACCCACCUCCCGAGAUAUACCAUGUCUUCAAACUUCUGCGACACGAGAAGAAGAACCUCGGCGGCUUCCAGUUCGAGGUGCAGUGGGUCGGACACUCGGCCGAGCGCGCCGACACAACCAUGGAGGCCGAGUCCAAGGUCAAGAAGGCCGCGCCUGAGCUGCUUGACGCGUACUGGGAGAGCGUCGGCGGGCGCGCGAAGCACCUUGCGCCGCGCGGCAGGGCUAAGAGAGUUCGGACUGCUGAAUAA